Messenger RNA from Penicillium soppii, 2379 nucleotides. RefSeq names its product E3 ubiquitin-protein ligase HRD1 (gene hrdA). Bases 1 to 2379 code for a protein of 792 amino acids. The record is from RefSeq and is a predicted model, not a curated record. The transcript has 3 exons. Gene Ontology annotation, cellular component: cytoplasm. NCBI's taxonomy places the organism in Eukaryota, Fungi, Ascomycota, Eurotiomycetes, Eurotiales, Aspergillaceae.
AUGAGAUUAGCCGCGUAUGCUGGGGCCUCGGUGGUCCUGGCCACUGGUGUUUUUCUUAAGGCUCUUCAUCAGAGGUCCAAUUUCUACUCGGCAUGCGUCUAUCUCUCUCAAAGUAGUGCGAAUCUUAUGAUUCUCACGAACCUAUGUCUUCUCGUCACCGGUUUUCUUCUAUUCUGGCUCCAGCGUCUUCUAUAUGGGCCUUUACGGCCAAUCGAGACCGAACAACUAUACGAACGCGCCUGGUUCGCCGUCACUGAGACUUGUUUAGCCAUGACCAUCUUCCGGGGAGAACUCGGAGGUUGGUUUUUGGUCAUGUUUAUCUCGCUGCUGGUCGGCAAAGUAUGGGGCUGGAUUGGCGAAGGUCGUGUCGAGUUUUUGGAGCAACAACCCCCGGCUAACCCGAAGUUGUUCCAUAUCCGUCUUGCGGCCUCCCUGAUGCUGACAGUGUUUUUCGACACCUUCAUGUUGCGAUACUGCGUGCAAACUGUGAUAACACAGGCGCGCCCGGAUAUGAUGGUGAUGUUUGGGUUUGAGUUCGCCAUCUUGGCGAUUUUGUCGACUUCCACCCUUUUACGAUACGUCAUCGCGUUGACCGAGAUAUCCAUCACCCAUCAGCAAGUGAAGGCACGAGUGGAGGAGCGUAGGGCCGAAAUCCGCGUCGCGCGGGUUGCAGCCAUUCAAGAGUCUGCCCGCGCAGGCGCCUCCACUCCUCCUGCUGAUCUCCCUGAUGAAAAUGACGUGAAUGAAUUGGAGAUUGACGUGCCAGGGUGGGAAGAGAAAGGUCGCUGGGUCUUUUACUUGGAUCUUUUGACCGACUUGUUGAAGCUCAUCAUCUACUUGAGCUUCUUUGGCAUUUUGCUUACUUUCUAUGGACUGCCCAUUCACAUCCUGCGGGAUGUUGUGGUGACGAUCCGUUCAUUUGCUCGUCGCAUAAUGGAUUUCAUGCGUUAUCGAAAUGCAACUAGAGACAUGAACGAAAGGUACCCAGAUGCUACGGCAGAGGAAGUUUCCCGAGAAGAUGUUUGUAUCAUCUGCCGAGAGGAAAUGACCCCAAUUCAGCCAGCACAGCCCGCAGCUGGCGCUGCUGCUGACCCAGCUGCCCCACCAGUCGCUGGAGCUCAACGUGUUCCUGAGCGUCUGCGGCCAAAGAAGCUUCCGUGCGGUCACAUUCUGCACUUUGCAUGCCUUCGAAGCUGGCUCGAGAGACAACAGAAUUGCCCGACCUGCCGACGUCCUGUCAUCGCUUCCUCGCGAACUGCAGGAGCUGCCGGAGCUGCUGGUAAUAACGCGCCUGGCCAACAAAACGGCGCCAACCAACCAGGUCAGCAAGGCGCAGAUGGACAACCUCGCGCUCGAGUCUACCAGUUUGGACCGUUCCGAGUCGGCUUCGGGGCUGUCCGUGGGGACCUCUUCAAUAAUAUCCACAGACAAAAUCCUCAAGGCAAUGUGCCGCAGCCUGUAGCAAAUCCGCAAGCGAAUGUACCUGCCGGGCAGAUUGGGUUUGGAUUUGGGUUUGGGCGCCAACCUCAAGCCCCCACCCCCAACCCCACUCCCCCACAUGCCACGGCCCCAGGGCUGUCCACUGCUUCCGAUAUCAGCACUCAGUUGCUCCAGAUUGAGCAAAGGCUGUCCCAUGAAAUCCAAACCCUGCGGCUCGCCACAGAACAAUUGAAUCAUUUGCGUCAAUUGCAGGCGGAACUGGAUCGGUUGCGCCAUACACCAAUCCCUAUUCAUCAAGAAACCCCAAUUGGUCAACCAGGUCCAUUGCCUAAUAUUCAAUCACCAACUCCAGGCCCAGGAGCCUCGGUCUACACAGCGCGUCACCAGUUUGGUGCAAACCCGAGCACUUCUAUCUUGUCUUCCGGGGACUCGCGAUUACCUGAAGGUCUCACUCUUCCUCCUGGUUGGACUCUGCUUCCUCUUCAGCGCGUAGAUAAUGGUGCCGGUGUGGCACAAACUAUACAGCCUACCCCAACCACCACGGAUACCACCUCUGCUGCGCCAGCUGCAAACAACGCUGCCUCUCCCCCGAUCAUCGCAGUCCCUGUCCCUCCCCAGGAUCAAGCGGGCGGGAGCGCGGUCAAUACGCAAGACGCCACCGAAACAUCCACAAGCGAUGCAACCUCCGGGUCAAACCUGCAGUCCACCCCAACCGCCCCCACGCCAGAGCACCGCGCAGACUCACUCUCCCAAGAAUGGACAGAUCUUGCCCCCAGAGGGCCAUCCGAGGCUUUGCCCACAUCCAUCCCCACAAGCUGGGGCACCAAUAGAGAAACCUCAAAGGAAGUACAAGCUUCGACAGAUGAACGCUCCGAGGCCUCAUCCAAGGGCAAAGGCCGAGCCGUCACGGUCGAAGAAACGGAUGAAGAAGCGUCCUGA